AUGACUUCAAUUGCGGAGGAUAUGGAAAUAGACAACAACACAAAAAACCAGGGAAACCAAGGAAGUCUAAUACCGGAUUUAGAGGCUUUACGGCUUGCAGCAUUAUCAACACGCAAGUCACGGAAGGAAAAGGAAGAGCCGGAAGAAAAGCCUCAAAAUGCACAGGUAGACGACGAGAGAGAGGAGGGAGAGUUAAGUGAAACCGAAUCAGUGGAAGCUUGUCCACCGACUAAAAUCACUCUGCAUAAACAUGAGACUAAUGAUAAAAUCUCUUAUGAUCAGAUCACUCGAACUUUGAUGUCAGAGAUAUAUGCAUAUGGUGCCCAGCCCGCCGAUUUCCUCGAAUUUGGCAUUCCAUUAGAAAUCGUCGCUCAGUUUUCUAAAGAAUUACACAUAUCUCUUCCGCCAAACAUUGACAGCAAUGGAAUCCCUGCCUCUCAACAACUACGUCCUCAGUCGCUUCCUCCUCAACCCCCCCCUCUUCAACUAGCAACGCCAUCUAUUCCACCUCAAUCAACGGCCCUAUCUCGAUCACUAUCUGCUACACAGACGCAACCGCCAUCAACUACACGUCCAACCAUGCCACUUACUACAUUUCAGACGCAACUACCAUUUACUAUACCUCAGACGCGGCCACCUUCUACUACUCUCCGAACUCAACCAGCAUUUGCUGCGCAGAUGAUACGACCACCUGCUACUCCUCAGCUGCCGUCUAAUGCGUUUCAGACAAAGGCACAGUUUUUUACACCUCAAUCAAAACUUUCGCCUGCUCCCCCACAGAUACAACGAUCAUCUAAUAUAAUUCAGUCAAAGCCGGUAUCUGCUCCGCCUCAGCUGCCACCAUCACCUACUACCAUGCCUCAAUCAAAGCUAACAUCGGUUCCGACUCAGAUACAAUCAUCAUUUCCCAAGUCUCAGACUCAGAUACAACCACCAUCUACCACGCUUCAGCCAAAACAAUUACCUGCUCCCUCUCAGAUACAACCAUCAUCCAAUACGACUCAAACACAAAUGUCAUCCACAUCUCAGUUAAAACCAUUAUCUACUCCACCUCAAAUAAAGCCACCAUCCUCAACGCUUCAAUCGAAACCGAUAUCUGCUCAGCCUCAGACACAAUUACCAUCUACUAUUCUUCAAUCAAAGCCAUCACCUGUACCGCCACAGGUACAAUUAUCACCUACUACACUUCAGUCAAAGCCAGCAUCUGUCUCGUCUCAGGUACAAGUAACCGCGGACAAGCGACAGACAGCUGCGCCUCAGGCAGAGAUCAAAUCGGUACCUGUUUCACGCUCACCUAUCAAGAUCGAGCUUCCCGCACCAGCUAAACCAUUUCUACCAGUACAGCAUAACCAGAAAGUAGUUAUACAAUUGAGUGACGAAUCAGAUGAGGAACAUAGACUAUAUAAUUUAGCUAACAAGAGCACUAGAAGAGAAGACAAUAAUACGAAUACGUUAAUUGCAUCCAAAAUGGAUAUCCAAGGAAAGGAAACCGAUUCCAUUUCGAUUCAUACUUCCUCAAUCAAUACAUCGCCGAAAUCUGCUCCUGCUCUUCCAUCAUCAAAUGCCGACACGACGGCCGAGCUGCUUCAAACAUUUACGAGCUUCAUUGAAGUUCACAUGGAAGAGUUCCGUCGGUUGAUGAAUGAUCACCGUCAACAAAUGCAAGAAACACUCCAAGCUCAAGAAGAAGCUACAUUAAGAGCCAAAGUCCUAGCCUCACAACGACCGAGACGUUCAAACAGUAUAUCAACUGAUGGACGGUCGAGUGAUAGAAGAUCGUCUGUAGGAAUGGAACUCGAUGGAAAGUCAGACCUUUCUCCAUCAGAAGAGACUAAUAACAAUGGAAAACGGAGUCUUCCUUCGUCGUCUGACGAGUCACAUGAAGGUUAUUCCUCGAGUAAAAAACAGAAAACAACCGAAAAGACAUUAGAAAUUCUCGAAUUGCGAAAGCGACUCGAGAACGUAACACGAGAACAUUCCGAAAUUUCUGCUAAAUUUGAAGAAAUGAGACACACUAAAACACUUGGUAAAGCCAAACAUACGCGUCGAGCCGAUAAAUUGUCUUCGAAGAAUCAGCGUAAUACUAACUUUUCUUCUCCGCGUGGCGCGCUAGCUCACAAACCCAGUCGACAUUUUUCUGCAGCUAAGCGCAAUGAGAUGAAAGAUGAAGACGAUGAAGGCAGUCAUGCAGACGUGGAGAGCGUGUCAAAUGGCCGAUCAAGCGUAGAUAGUAUAAUGGAGGUUGAUAAUGACGUUGGUAAUGAAAUUGGCAACGUGAUGUCGGAUAAGGCAAUAAGUGAGAGGCCGUUGUUGGAAGAACAUGACUACCCACGUUGGAAACCUUAUGUGUCCCCUUUACGUAACUUCAAGUCUUACCGUCUAUCGACUAAUUUCAAAGAAAUUGUAGGGCUUCCCGGAUACAAACACGUUGCAUGGAAUAAUAAGAUAAACGUUCAGCUGUGCAUGUGUAAAUAUGAAUUAUUCCCACGCGGACGCGGGAGAUGUAAUGAUCGUUUCUGUAAGGCGAAUCAUUUUAGGCAUAUCAUGAUGACUGAAGAUGAAAUUAUACAAGACUUGAUCAGCAUCCCGUACGGCAACGAUGACGCAACGAAGGUGGAAUACUUGAAAGGUGUUGAGACACUUGUCUCCAACUUGAGACAUUCACACACAAAUACUUUCGAAGAUAUGAUAACCCAGAUUGUCACGUAUCGUCAAAAAUUCGCAGAAAAAUUCCGAACACGUAAUAACCAAGCCUCAAGAGGAAGUAAUGGUAAAAAGACCGUUGAAGAUGAUACCCGCGGACAUGACGCUAUCCUGCAUGAAAUAUUAGAGAGAUUGGAAAAACAGGUUGAAGGGGAGGAUAAUGAAGAAUUCGAAGGUGUCAACAAAGUGUCUCAUCAACGCCAAACGGAUAGAGGAAGAAGAUAUUUCGAAACCGGGAAAGAUGCGGACGAUACUCAAGUGUUAGAUAAUUUUUCGACAUAUAGCACUCCGGAUGUGUAUCCGGUUAUAGUUACGACAGAUGACGUUGAUAUUGAAAAUUUGGACCUGGACGACAGUAUUCCUCGCGUCGGGACUCCAAUGGAUCGUAGGCGAACUCAAGAUGAAUUAUCAUCAAUAAGCUCUUCUCCCGCAAACUCGUCAUCAGCUUCGUCGCCUCGUAUGUUUGUAACAUACGAAUCCAGCGAAUCGAGUGAUGAAGAAUAUGGAGAAAUGACGUAUUAUCGGCCAGAUCAUCCCGUUCUCGGUGAUAAUGGUUAUGAACAAGUAGACUAUCAUCCGAAUAAUACGAAUGGAUAUAAUAAUGAAAAUCGACAGCAUCUGAGUACAGAGACGGAAAGAGCUGCUAGUACCACUAGCAAUGUUGCGGAGAACGAUGACUUAGGUCAUGAAGUAAGAGACGAAGAUGCGUCAUUGAACCUUGUUGGCAAAUUUUUGAAAUGGUGGUGGAAGUAA
Messenger RNA from Paraglomus occultum, 3456 nucleotides. Lineage: Eukaryota; Fungi; Glomeromycota; Glomeromycetes; Paraglomerales; Paraglomeraceae. The record is from the annotation of a GenBank genome assembly.